Wickerhamiella sorbophila is the source of this 630-nucleotide messenger RNA. RefSeq lists its product as hypothetical. The record is from RefSeq and is a predicted model, not a curated record. The transcript has a single exon. Bases 1 to 630 code for a protein of 209 amino acids. Gene Ontology annotation, cellular component: cytoplasm. Lineage: Eukaryota; Fungi; Ascomycota; Dipodascomycetes; Dipodascales; Trichomonascaceae. Gene Ontology annotation, molecular function: 5'-deoxynucleotidase activity.
AUGUGGACAGUGGAAUCGGCCAUUCCUGGAGAUCUGAAAGAGCGUAUCGCACGGCUCGCCGCCAAUAAUGCGCCGCCGUUCGCAUACAUGGCCGCAUUUUUAGAGAUCGUGUCCCGACUGAAAACCCAAAAACGCACCGGCUGGAUCGAUCGCGACGUUCCUCAACCGGAAUCGAUUGCAGACCAUAUGUACCGCAUGGGGGUGAUUUCAAUGCUGUCUGGCCGGAGCGACCUCGAUAUUGGGCGCUGUGUUCAGAUCGCGCUUGUUCACGAUAUUGCGGAAAGUAUUGUGGGAGAUAUCACGCCCUACGCGGAUGUGACCAAGGAAGAAAAGCACCGACGCGAACUUGAAGCGAUUAUUUACAUUCGCGAUUUGGUCUCAAACUUCAACAAGCAGGCCGGCGAGCUGAUCUACGACUUGUGGAACCAGUACGAAAACCAGACUUCCCCAGAAGCUGUGCUUGUGAAAGAUAUCGACAAGUUUGAGCUCCUUGUCCAGGCCUCCGAAUACCAGAUCAUGCAUCCCAAAAUCGACCUUAGCGAGUUCCGUGCCGUCAAAGACCUCAUUAAAACUGACGAGGUUAAAGAGUGGGCCGAAGGUCUUGAAAGUUACACGAAUAUCAACAUCUAA